AUGCAACGAAUAGUACGAAAGGCAGUUGCAACGACAAGAGGUAGUGCUGAUACGCUCGGUUCAAUUGCGGAUAUGUUCAUGAAACGUAAAGCGUGUUCUGAUUGCAAUCGCGAAACACAUGCAGAACGAGUGAGUGCACUCAACAAGAUCUUCUCGGAACGUGAACGAGAUGAUCAAGGAAGAGUGCUGUUCAAACUUCCGUUGUCCUUACUCGAGAAUGUCAUCAAUAUUGAGUACAAAACCCAGGCCAAAAUGGGCCAAACUGCCGAAAUGGAAUUAAUCGGUCACUCAGCCGGUGAGCAUCCAUCACUGAAGAAUCCUUCACAUUGUGGUAUCAGCGAGUUCUCGAUCAUCUCUUUCUCUCGAUGUUCUAAUGAAUAUUGCGCAGCUUGA
Messenger RNA from Anisakis simplex (herring worm), 393 nucleotides. The record is from the annotation of a GenBank genome assembly. NCBI's taxonomy places the organism in Eukaryota, Metazoa, Nematoda, Chromadorea, Rhabditida, Anisakidae.